Aplosporella prunicola CBS 121167 is the source of this 1194-nucleotide messenger RNA. RefSeq lists its product as uncharacterized. NCBI's taxonomy places the organism in Eukaryota, Fungi, Ascomycota, Dothideomycetes, Botryosphaeriales, Aplosporellaceae. Gene Ontology annotation, biological process: beta-D-galactose catabolic process via UDP-galactose, Leloir pathway; glucose metabolic process. The record is from RefSeq and is a predicted model, not a curated record. Gene Ontology annotation, molecular function: carbohydrate binding; aldose 1-epimerase activity. The transcript has 5 exons. Bases 1 to 1194 code for a protein of 397 amino acids.
AUGCUCGCGCAAAAACUGCUGGCCACCGCGGCGGCCUUGCUCGCGACCUCGGUGCGCGCCCAGGACGCCGACGGCAAGUACGAGAUCGCGGCUGAGGGCAUCCGCGCCCACUUCAUCGCGUACGGCGCCAGUAUCUCGAACCUCUUCGUCAACGACUCGAGUGGCGUCGAGCGCGACCUCGUCAUGGGCUUUGACAAUGCGAGCUAUUAUGGCGAGGACACAAAGCACCCGCAUCUGGGCAGCGUGCCGGGUCGCUAUGCCAAUCGCAUCAAGAACGGCACGUUUGAGAUCGAUGGCGUGGAAUACCAUACCGAUCUCAAUGAGAAUGACGGCGUGGAUACGCUGCACGGUGGCGCUGAUGGCUGGGACUGGAGGAACUGGACUGUCGUCUCUCACACUUCGGACUCGAUUACCUUCUCUCUUUUUGACAAGGAUGGCUCCAAUGGCUUCCCGGGCGACGUCUCAAGCUAUGUCACGUACACCGUUACCCCGUAUCAAUGGCAUCUGAAGAUGUCUGCUACGGCUCUGACGAAGAAGACGCCCAUUAUGCUCAGUUCACACACAUACUGGAACCUCGACGGAUUCCAAAAUAAUGACACCGCCACGGCGCUCAACCACACGCUGCACCUGCCCUACUCGGGCCAGCGCGUCGGCACUGACGGCAUCCUGAUUCCCAACGGCGACAUCCUGCCCAACCUCAAGGGCUCCGUCAACGACUUCUGGAGCGCGCCCAAGCAGAUCGGUGCCAGCUUCGACGACCCAGAAAUUGAAGGCAACUGCGGCACCGGCUGCAAGGGCUACGACACGUGCUACCUGGUCAACCGCGCGCAAGACGGCGCGUACGACUGGCGCGAGAAGGGCCCCGUUGCGUCGCUGUCGAGCGACUUCAGCGGCAUCCAAGUCGACGUCUUCACCGAUCAGGAGGCUUUCCAGAUCUUCUCGUGCAGUGGCCAGAACGGCACUUUGCCGCUCAAGAAGACGCAAGGCUUCUUUGAUGAUGAAGAGAGGCCGCGCGUAGUCGAGUCUUAUGGCUGCGUUGUUAUGGAGGUCGAGGACUGGAUUGAUUCAAUCAACCAGCCGCAGUGGCAGCGCGAGAAGAAGAACAUCUUUGGUCCUGCCGAUAGCCCGUACACGCUCGAGGCUGUUUACAAGUUCUCAGUGAAAGGAAAGGGUGGAGGUGAGGAUGAGCUGUAG